CACCGUCACUUUGCAAUUAGUGGAUCGUUCCAUGGCUCAUCCAGAGGGGAGAAUUGAAGAUGUGUUGGUACAAGUGGAUAAGUUCAUUUUUCCAGCCGAUUUCAUUAUUCUUGACUAUGAGGAAGAUAGGGAAGUUCCAAUCAUUUUAGGGAGGUCAUUUCUUGCCACUGGAAGAACUUUGAUAGAUGUUGAAAAGGGAGAGCUUACCAUGAGAGCUCAAGAUGAGCAAGCCACGUUCAAGGUUUUCCAUCCCAUACGUGCUCCGAACGCAAUAGGAGAAUGCUUAGCAAUUGGAGAUAUGGAUCCUAACAUGGUUGAGGAAUCCAAAUUCAAAAAUAGUAAGAAGGUGAGAAAAAAGAUUCCCUUUAAAGAAAUUGCUAAGGAUCACGAGCCGCGAGAAAGAAAAGACAAAACAUCAUUUGAACCUAAAAAACCACCCAAAAAGAAGAGAAAGAAAAAGAAGUUUAGUAGAAAAAUUUGGUCUCAAAUGUUUGAAGUUGGGAAACAAGUGAUUUUUGCUAACUCUUUAACGAAGGCUACUCGUGGACGACUAGAUUCAAGGUGUGAUGGAUCUUUCUUGGUGGUGAGAGUGUACCUCGAUGGGGUGGUAGAACUACGUGAUGCACUUUCAAGAAGAAAUUUUUUGGUGAAAGGCCAAGGAGUGAAGUUUGGGGGUGGUGAGGUUGAUCGAGCAAAGACCUCCAUCACAUUGGAAGAGGCUUGAGGAAGAAGGGUCUCGGGUUGUCAUGGCUUUAGUGAAUCAGAUUUGGGCAACCUGAGAGUGGAGGAACAAGAUUAUAUUUAGUUAUAUAUAUGCUAUGUAAUAAGUUUGGGGUGUGCCACCCCUUGAAAAAAAUAUAUAUGUAUUUACAUUUAAGUUUGGGGUGUGCCACCCCUUGUUAAAAAAGAAGAAGAAAAAAAAUAGAAAAAAAAGGAAAAAAAAAAAGAAAAAAAAUAUAUACAUAUAUACAUACUUAUAUAAUUUUAAUUUCUUUAGUUACUAAUGAAUUUGUAAUGGUGUGGUGAUUGUUAUUGCAGGUGCACGACAUGGAAUGACAGAAAAAUAGGCUGUUGCAAUAUGGUGUAAAGCAGAAUUGUGUGCUAAAGCAGUUUGCCCCAGUAGUUACAGCAUUGCAUUAGCAUCGCUUCAGCAUUUUGAAGCAGAGACUCUAGUGGGGAAGAGUUCAAAUCUUGAGGGAGUUUUCUUUUUCCUUAGUUAAAUUGUUAUUGCUGGUUGUGUUUGAUUGUUUACUUAGUUUACUUUUAUUGUUGUCUUUAGUUGUAUGAGUAAUAAAUAUUAUGUGGAUUAGAUGUGUAUUAAUCAUGUUGUUUUGUCAUGUUUGUGAUGUUCUAUUUUAGCUUGGAAAUGAGAAAAAUACUGCAUGUAUUUUCAGCUUGGUUUAGGGUAGCGCUCGAUGAUGAAAAAUAUCUAUUUUCCUCCAUUUGUGGAGUGCCUUGGUUUGUGUGUUGAAAAUGCUAAUUUUAAGUGUUAUUCUUGUCUAAAUGCUAGCCUAUGAGGAAUACUUUCAACAAUUGUAUGCUUGUGUUAUCCCACCAUACUUUGAGUUUUUAGAAUAGCUAACACCUUGAGAGAGUUUUAAGCAUCUAGAAUUGGUUAGUGUAAUCCUUGAGGCGAAAUCCUAGCGAGCUUUAUAACUUGGAAAUAAUUUAGGCCAUUUUUGGAUGAUUGAGCCUUUCAAGCCAACCCGAGAAUAUUUAAUUGUCAAUAGUCACCCCUAAUUAAGCCAAAAGCCUAGUUUUUCUUAACACCCAUCAAAGUCACUAUAUCCACACGUACACACAAAAUGUUAUCCUUCACAACCCAAACCUAAUUGCUUAAGUUAUCAAGGACUAAUCAAACAUUAAUGGGGUUAGGGAAGUGAGGAUACAACUUUACAAAAUGUGGUGAAACAAGUUCACACUAUAGAUGAUGAUGGGAUGUGAGUCGGGGUGGUGAUAGUUGUAAUUCACAUAACACUAGAUUCCUUCUCUUGCUAUAUAUAGAUAUGUGGAAAAAAAAACAGAAAAGAAAAGAAAAAAAUAUAUAUAUAUACAUAUAUGUACAAUCAUAAUAUUAAUAAAAUAAGAGAGAAAAAAAAAGGGGGCAAAGUUAAGACUAAGUUUGGGGUGUACCACCCCUAAUCAAAGAAAAAGGUUGUUGUUCUUUCUCUCUCUUUAUCUAGUUUAUUUGAAAAGAAAAAAAAAUACACAUAUAUAUAUAUAUAGUACAUACAUAUAGCAAUAGAGUGGGAACUAGAUGGAGUGAACAUUUUGGGUUGAAAAUGAAAUUAUGGAUGAGCGCUUGAGAGAAAAAGAAAAAGUCCUUGAUAAAUUGAGGUAGUUAGGUCAUGAGCCUAAAAAUAUCAUCCUUUACCAAACCCGAACCUAAACCUCACAUCUCAAGCCUAUUAAAGUCCUUUUGAUCUAAGUUGUAAAGCUAAGCUACAUUAGUGGAGAGGAUUGCACUAGUACAACUUAUGGAAGCGAACUUAUUAAACUUGAGGAUCGAGGGUAGUUGUUAUAGUAUUUCAAGGUGUUGGUGGGAAGUAUUUGCACAUUUUAUUGAUUGAAUUACUCUUGGUAAGCAUUAAGGACAUAAAGAACAUGCAAAAUUCUGUUGAAACACACAAGUCAAGGCAUAUUCACUACCACCAAUUACACUUCCAUUCCAUUUAAUUCUGAGAGCAUUUUCGUCGCUAAACCAAGUGUGAAAGAGCAAUAUUUUCUCUACUGGAAGCAUGAAGCAAGGAAGAAGUGGAACACAAGCUGAAAUUGGGGCAGAUUGCUGAAGCAAUGCUGAAGCGAAAUCAGUAUUCAAGCAGUGACGUGGAAACACGAGUUUCACUUAUCCACAUCAGCAAAUUCGUCCCAGUCACUCAAAAUACACCAGCUGGCUGCUGUGGAAUGAAGGGGACUAAACCUAGUGGGCCAAAGUGCAAAAAGAAUUGGGCUUCUCAUUUUUAGGAGUGAUUUUGUACCCUAGGAACCAAACAACUAAAAGGGAGAAAGAAAGAAAGUACAUAUCUUCAACCUCCAUUACGUGAGCAGAGCUGCUGCAUUUUUUUUAGAAGAGAAGUAAAUGCAGAAAAAGUACAGCAAAGGAGGAAGAGAAAAGGGGUCCAAGCUUUAGUGAUUGAUUUUUCUUUUACCCUCUCUUAAUUGUUUUCUUUCUCUUUCUCUUUUCUUGUUUCUUUUACUUAGAUAUUAAAACUUGUUAACUUGUAAACAAAGGGCAGCAGCCAUGGAUGAAUAUUUUUUACUUUGGAUUUUAUUUUCUUACUUGAAUAUGAGCUAGACUUUUAAGGCUUGAAUGGCUAUGAACUUCUAUGUUGGGUAUGAUUAAUUUUUAAGCUUACUUUAGCA
This is a messenger RNA of Cannabis sativa, 3363 nucleotides long. RefSeq lists its product as uncharacterized. NCBI's taxonomy places the organism in Eukaryota, Viridiplantae, Streptophyta, Magnoliopsida, Rosales, Cannabaceae. The transcript has 2 exons. Bases 32 to 724 code for a protein of 230 amino acids. The record is from RefSeq and is a predicted model, not a curated record.